AUGGAAGUCGUCUCCAACGGCCCACCCAAUGGUCCCUUGUCCGCAAAGCUCUCGACAACGGCCAGCAGCGCGCAGGCGGGGGUUGGCAUCGUAUUCCAGCCCACUGACGAUGGGACGCUGUUCGUGAAGCGCUUUCUCGAGGGAUCUCCUGCAGAAAGGAGCGGUCUCAUCCAUCCGGGAGACUGCUUAUGCGAGGUGAAUGGCAAGGAUGUUUUCAGACAGCCCAUGGACUACGUCAAGUCGCUGCUGAUGGGUCCUCCAGGCACGACAGUCCGUCUCGGAGAAGAGCUAGUGGGCGUCGGCAUCAUCUUCCGCAGCGAUGCGACUGGCUCCCUGUUUGUGCGGCAGCUUCAGACCGGAGGCCCAGCUGAGCUUUCGCGGGAGAUCGAAGUUGGCGACUGCAUCGUAGAGGUCAACGGAGUCGAUGUCUUCCGCAAACCCAUCUCAACCUUCACCAAGCUGAUCCUGGGAGCCCCAGGGACUAUCGUGACGUUGGGGUUCAAGCGAGGAGACUCGCUGAUGAUCAAGAGAGUUUCUCUACGGAGAAGUCUGCCCCAGGGCUCGCGUAAGAAUGCAAUGGAUCAGGAUGAGAUAGCAGUGGUCCAGGAGACGAACAUCAAGCUGAGGCAGGCUGUGGAGGAGGCCAAGGCAGAGCACGUAAAGCUCAAAACAUCUUGA
Messenger RNA from Guillardia theta CCMP2712, 678 nucleotides. RefSeq lists its product as hypothetical. NCBI's taxonomy places the organism in Eukaryota, Cryptophyceae, Pyrenomonadales, Geminigeraceae. The transcript has 11 exons. The record is from RefSeq and is a predicted model, not a curated record. Bases 1 to 678 code for a protein of 225 amino acids. Gene Ontology annotation, molecular function: endopeptidase activity; protein binding.